Sorghum bicolor (sorghum) is the source of this 3951-nucleotide messenger RNA. Its product is annotated as F-box protein GID2. Gene Ontology annotation, molecular function: protein binding. The transcript has 4 exons. Gene Ontology annotation, cellular component: SCF ubiquitin ligase complex. The coding region runs from base 481 to 1197 and encodes 238 amino acids. The record is from RefSeq and is a predicted model, not a curated record. Gene Ontology annotation, biological process: SCF-dependent proteasomal ubiquitin-dependent protein catabolic process; gibberellic acid mediated signaling pathway. Lineage: Eukaryota; Viridiplantae; Streptophyta; Magnoliopsida; Poales; Poaceae.
GCACGGGUAACGUCAUCGUUAAAAAAAAAACAGGAAAUUCAAGCCAAAAGCUCGGGGGCAAGGAGCUUCUCCAACCAGUGCAACCACCGACGCCUCACGCCUCUCACAUCCCCGCCCGUCCCCGGAUAGGCGCUGCCGCACUCCCUGACCUUCCCCACCCAAAUCGACUCCGCCACCGCCCGGAUCCACGCGGCGCCGUCCCGGAUCGACGUGCUGCCGCGACAGAUCGCGCGCCGCCGUCCGGAUCGAGAGACACCCGCCGCGAGACCUCCGCGCUGGCGCCGUUCGGGAAGGAAGGAGGAGGCUACGGAGAGGGCGCAAGCUAAGCCGCGGGUGUCGAGCUCCAGGAGAUCGCGCGGGCGUGGCGUGGCGUUGCAUGCCGACCGCCGAGCUCUGGUGAGACUGAGAGUAAGGCUCAUCCGCUCCUCCUCGCAAGCAGCGGCUGAUCCACGAGCAAGGGGCUGCGCCGAAUCGCCGGCCAUGAAGUGCCGCUCCGAUUCGUCAGGCGGUGGCGACGACCCCCGGCCCCCGCCGCCCGCUGCCACGGGCGUUGGCGGCUCGCCCUCGGGCGAGCCGAGUAAGAAGCAGCGGACGGAGGAGCCGCCCCCAGGCUCCAGCGUGGCGGGCGAGUGCUCGUCUUCGUCCACGCAGGCUCCGCUGGCGCCGCUGUUGCCGCAGGAAGCAAGAGUGGGCGAUCCGGCGCCGCCGCCGCCGCCAGGUCCCGAGUCCGGAGGGGGCGAGCAGGUGAUGAGGGUGCCGGAUCUCGGGGAGGACCUGGUGUUCGAGGUGCUGAUGCGGGCGGAGGCCCGGACGCUGGCGGCCGCGGCGUGCGUGAGCCGCGGGUGGCGCGUGCUGGCGCGGGACGAGCGGCUGUGGGAGGCGGCGUGCGUGCGGGAUUGGGCCUACACUGGGUCCUCCGAGCAGAUGCUUCGCACCGUCGUGCUUUCGCUCGGCGGCUUCCGGCGCCUGCACGAGAUGUACAUCCGGCCGGUCCAGCAGCGUGCUGCUGGAGCGCCGCCGCCUGGGCAGCAGCAGAGGCGGCAGUUGCCGGUGAGGAUGGGCCGGGAUCAGGUCCAAGUCUCACUGUCUCUGCUCUCGACCUCGUUCUUUCUGAAUAUGCCUAAUGCUCCUCCACCACCUCCUCCUAAGGACAAGGAUAAAGAUAGAGAUAAGAAUGGAGGUGGCCAAUGUGGGUGAUCACUGAUCAAGUUUAUGAAAAAUAGGAGACUACCUCCCAUGCAGCAUCACCACUAGCUGCUUAUGUAAUGUCAGGCAAUUAGAUUGUGGUUCUUCACUGCAUUUGUGGGAGUAAAAUAAGUCACUUGGAUUGGUGGGCAGAGAAGAGUAUGCAGAUAGGUGCGGAUGUACUAAUAGGGAGGCAAAUUUAAGCUAAUGAGAUUGGAUGGAAUGGAAUGCAAUGGUGUAUUGGAUGACUACCAAGUCUGUGUGUUGUACCUAAAUUACACAUGAUCGGCUAAUGUGUAAAGUUUCCAUGACAUAUAUGUGAUGUGCCAAGAGAGAUGCAUCAUGCUCUUUGUGCUGUUGUGCCAUGGUGUUUUAGCUUAUAAUAUCUUAAUCAAUGUGAGGAAUAGCUGAGAUGUUGAUUUGUGUAACUAAAAUUCAGUUUAUUCCUGUGUCUGCAUGAUGUAUAUGACGCAACGGCUGUAUACUGAUUGCCAAUGUUUAUUUGGACGAAAUAUGAUUUUCUUAAACUGAAAAUUUAAAUAUAAUUCAUGCAUGUUUGGCACAGUUGUUUUGUUUGUGGGUUCAUGUACUUCAUGUCAGUUGGAUCCAUCCGUCGCUUUGGUAUUUUUCUUUCUCACAUCAUGCAUCCAAAUUUUGAUCUUCUUUCCCAAUCAUUUAUAUUUAUUUAGGUAAAUCUGUGAUUUUUGUAGGAUAAAGUAAACAAAAUUGUUUCACUGUUUAGGUAAAUCUGUUUUCUUUUCCCUUGAAAUUCCAGUUGACCUUUGGUGGACUGGUAGAAACUAUACACAGUGAUGGUGUCGCUGCCUGGUGAGCUUUCCCGUGAGGAAAAAGUUUCACAUGGCUAAGCUUGCAGAGCAGGCUGAGAGUAUCAAGAGAUGAGUUCAUGGAGAAGGUGACUGAGAAAGUUGAUUCUGAGGAGCUUACUGUGGAGCAGAGCAACCUUCUGUCAGUUGCCCACAAGAAUGUCAUUGGAGCCCAAUGUGCCUCUUGGUGCAUCAUAUUGUCCGUUGAGCAGAAGGAAGAAGGCCAUGGCAAUGAGGACCAUGUCACUCUCAUCAAGGACUACUGUAGCAAGAUUGAAGUUGCAUCCAGCAAGGUCUGUCCUCAAGCUCUUUGAUUCCACCUUGCCCCAUCAUCUACAACUCCAAAGUCCAAGGUCUUCUACCAAUGAUGAAGGGUGACUAGUACAGUGUACAGGUAUUAUACUAUUAUGAUAAUACUAUCGGCAUUUCAGUUUCCUGUAAAUUCUGUUUUGCUGCACUGCUGUAUCUUUUAGGUUGAAUCCAGGUGUAUCAGGUAGCAUGUGGAGUUUAAAACUGGAUCUAAGAAGGAUGCAGCGGAGAACACCAUGGUGGCAUACAAAGCUGCUCAGAGUUGGUCCCCAUCAUCCUAUUAGGCUUGGGCUGGUGCUCAACUUCUCAACUCUCCUGACCGUGCUUACAAUUUCACCAAUCAGGUUUGUUUUCUAGAUCCAUUACAUGAACUGUAUACUGUAUUUUUUUUUCUUUUUCUGCGAUCCUUAUGAAAAUAUGAUCUGAAUGCGAGCUGUGUGAAAAUAUGAACUGAUUUUAUUAUGCAUUUCACAGUUCAGACAACUGUUAGUCUAAUAACCUGGCUUUAUCUAUAACUUGUAACUAGUACAACAUAUUAGUAUUUUUUAUAAACUUGUGUAAGCAACUGAAGGUUAAUUGAAUAUCUAAACUGCUGAUGAAGAAUUGAAGAUAGUGAUAAGGCAUUAUGAUCAACUAAAUAAUAAUUCUAAGGUUCUUAAUAAACAAAAAAUGUAGAUUACUCUAAGUGACAAGUGAUGAUAAAAAACAGCAAGCUUAAGCAAAACACAUGUUCCUUCUACAGUUCGGGAAUCUUUAGGAUAGUAACCUUACAUUUCUUCUGGUGGAGUUAAUUUUCUCGGUUCAGUGGUUCACCCAAAAAACCAAAAAGUCACCCAAAAAACCAAAAAGUUUUCAAGAUUCCCCGUCACAUCGAAUCCUGCGGCACAUGCAUGAAGCAUUAAGUAUAGACGAAAAUAAAAACUAAUUACACAGUUUGCCUGUAAAUUGCGAGACGAAUCUUUUGACCCUAGUUAGUCUAUGAUUAGAUAAUAUUUGCCACAAACAAACGAAAAUGCUACAGUAGCGAAAUCCAAAAAAAUUUCACAUAAACAUUUCAUAAGUGGACCCUCCUUUUCUUUCUUGCCCUUGAUCUAUCCAAGGCCUCAGCAUCUCAAACUCAGCCCUUUUCUGGCAUAGUAGGGCCGUACUCUCGGUCUUGGUCUCUUAAUUCUACUAUAUAUGUUUGUGUAAUGCUUUUGAUGAGGCCAUCUUGGAGCUGGAUACUCUGAGCGAGGAAUCAUUCAGCUUAACCCUGUGGACUUCCGUCAUCUUGGAGGAAGGCACCGAAAAAAAAAUCAAAGAGGAUCCCAAGGGUGAGUUCGGAAAUGGGCAGUAAAGAUGAUCUAUGUGCCUACAUUUCAGUAUGCAACUGGUGAAUCGGACUUGUGCUCCGGGUUCUUGUUUGGUCGAUAUAGGUUGUAUUGUGCUUCUGGUAGCUGGAAUUGGAGUCCCAUUGUGCUGUCUGCUGUGCUAGAAUGGCUUACAGGCAGUCAGGCACCCAGCUGCUUGGCAGGUGGCGUCAAGCUACAAUUGGUUGAGGAUGCCUUUAUUUAUUAUUUUUAACAUUCGUGUCACUUUGUAUAAUUGUAGAUUUGAAUCUUCCUCUCUAUAUUCGUCUGUUUCCUGUUGUUGA